AUGGGGGACAGACAUGGCAACCCCAAGAAGAUCGAGAACUUUGCCGGUGUCGUCAACACCUUCACCUCCCACUUUGGCAAGGAUGACGACCAGACCACUGUGACCGAGCAGGAGAGGAGGAAGAGACGAGAAGCGGCGACAGACGUUGCUGAAUCAUACUACAAUUUCGCCUCUGCAGCAUACGAAAGCGGCUGGUCCACCCAUUUCCACUACGCCCCCUUCCCGCCCUCUUUCCCUCCGUGCGACAGCACCAUCGCCAUAGCGCUGGCCUUUUACGAGCACCGCCUCGCCCUGGUCAUGGGCCUGAAGCCGCACAUGAAAGUCCUCGACGUGGGCUGCGGCAUCGGCGGGCCCGCGCGCGAGAUUGCAAAGUUUGUGGGCUGCGAGAUCGUGGGCGUGUGCAUCAACCAGACCCAGAUCGAUCGCGCCGUCUACUUGACGAGGAUGGAGGGUUUGCAGGACAAGUGUACCUUUGUGAGGGCAGAUUUCCUGGACCUCCCCUUCGCCCCCGCGUCCUUUGACGCCGCCUACGCCAUCGAGGCGACAGUCCACUCCCCCUCCCUCUUGCAGGUGUACAGCGGCGUCGCGCGCGUGCUCAAGCCCGGCGCCAUAUUCGGUCUCUCGGAAUGGGUCAUGACGCCGAAAUACGACCCGACGGACCAAAGGCACGUGGGGAUGCGGAACCGGGUGGAGAGAGGCAACGGCGUGAGCAACCUGCGCACGAGCGACGAGGCGCGCGAGGCGAUGAAGGGGGCCGGAUUCGAGAUCCUCCACGAAGAGGAUUUUGCGGCGCGUUUUGACUAUGCGAAGAGUCUGGUGGAGGAUUCUGCGUCCGCUUCCGCCACCGCGAAGACGAAGACGAAGACGAAGACACAGAGAGGGGUGGUUAGAAAGAAUCGGGGCAAUGACAUCGACAUUGAAGGACACGAGAGCACCAGCCCACAGGACCACACCCUUCCCUCUCCCACCCCUGCUCCUCCUCCUCCUCCACCAUCUUCUGACCAAACCCCUCAAAGCUCUGUCCUCAUACCUUUCAAAUCCUCACUCUCUCCUGACGAUGGUAUCUCCCUCCUUCUUCCCGCCCCACCCACGACGACGCCCCUCCCCGAUUCCCUCCCGAUCCCUCCCACGACCUUCCGCCCAUGGUACUGGCCGCUCGAGGGCGCGACGCACCUCGCCACCACCUGGACGGACUACUGGACGGCGUGGAAGAUGUCGACGUGGCCGCGGCGCCUGUGCUUCUGGACGAUUUGGGUCGGCGAGCGCGUCGGCCUGUGGGAUCGGGGCGUCACGGACGCGAUGACCACGUUGGCGUACUGCGUCGACAGUACCGCCGAGGCCGGCCGCGAGGGGAUCUUCAGUCCCUGUUGGUGGUUCGUCGGGCGGAAGGUGGGGGGUCAUCAUUAUGAUGAGGAUUAUGAUGAUGACGACGACGGAGAGGCCGAGAAUGCGGAUCGAGAUGGACGCGGACAGGGACAGGGCUACGAGAGAGUCAACGCCAAUGGCGACGGAGAUGGAGAUGGUGGCGGUAGCGGGAAGGCGAGGGAGGAUUUGAGUGUCCUUAUGUAUUGA
This is a messenger RNA of Fonsecaea pedrosoi CBS 271.37, 1572 nucleotides long. RefSeq lists its product as uncharacterized. Lineage: Eukaryota; Fungi; Ascomycota; Eurotiomycetes; Chaetothyriales; Herpotrichiellaceae. Gene Ontology annotation, cellular component: endoplasmic reticulum. Bases 1 to 1572 code for a protein of 523 amino acids. The record is from RefSeq and is a predicted model, not a curated record. The transcript has 3 exons. Gene Ontology annotation, biological process: ergosterol biosynthetic process. Gene Ontology annotation, molecular function: sterol 24-C-methyltransferase activity.